CUCAACUGUUCAGCGUCGUAAUCCAGUGCUGGUGCAGCAACAAAAAAAAAAAAAAACGAGUGCGAAUUUGGAUAUGCGAUCAUGGUUUGAUCUUUUGACGCGUCCCAUUGCUUACUGCCGUGGCACUAAAAAUAGCGACCGUGUGCGAACCGGCGACUCGUUAAAUGUCAAACCCUUUCCUCUGCCCAAGUUCAAAAUUAGUCUAGUAGCCACCGGCUGCUGUUGUGAGAGAGUGGAAAGGUGCGCGCGUGUGUGUUGAAGUUUGCAUGGAACGGUUGGUGUGGUAAGUUAAGAAUUUGGCUCCAUCCGUUGUGACCUUACGCGAAGGUAUAGAACCGGCUGUCAUCGAAAGCGGGUACGAUCGUUUAGGUUCUCAAAAGAAGCACACACACACACACAUAUACAUGCAAAUCGUUUUAUUUGUAGUUUGAAAGCUAGAGAGCAGAGCGCCAAUGGCCUCGCAAGAAGAUUCCGCCGUUAAUCCGGUGGGAAAGAUUCUGUCCGUGUGCUGGAAUGCUGGUGCACUGGCCGCAUCGUAUUAUGACAUCGAUCAGCUCGAACUGUACGCUGUCCAGCAGGCGAUCGAACCCCGUCCCCAGUACGUGCUGCUGCGCGACCUCGUGCAGCGCUACCGCCCCCUGUACUACGUCGUUACCGGUCCUGCCUGCUUCCUGGAAGAUUGCCGCGAGGUGCUGGGCAUCCCGGCAGCCGUUGCGAAUCAGCCCGCACCGUCCGAUUCGGUCGACCAAAGUGGAGGCAACGCUUCCCAGCCAUUGAACGUGAAGAUUGUGGAGUAUACGGCCCAGUCACAGGCCCAGGCUAGGGGUCGUCUGGUCGCCCACAAGCUUGCCGGCAUGCCACCGGAAUCGAGCGAGCGCGAGUGCCGCACGUUUCUCGAAAGCAUCGUUCCGUUCGAGCAGGAGCUGCUGGUGACCAGCGUCGGCAAUCUGCUGCUGCUGCUCGACACCGUCGGUGACACCCUGUCGCCGGCGCAGCUCGUCACGAGGAUCAAUCUCGUCACGCCCAGCACGCAGCUCGUCAUCGACGGGCUGACGUACGAGGCGCUGCAGAUAUUCGACGCCAGCCGGCACCCGUCCGGCUUCAAGUGCGGCACGGAUACGCGCGGCCUCUCCGUGUACAGCUUGUUCAACAAGUGCUCCUCGAAGAACGGGGAAGAGUGGCUCAGCCGGCUGAUGACGCAACCGAUCCGAGAUCGGGCGGAGUUGCAGCACCGGCACGACACCGUCCAGUGGCUGCUGGCGAACGUCCGGUACGCGAACCAGUUCGACCAGUGCCUGAAGCAUCUGACCAACGUUGGCCUACUGUAUCGGAAGCUGCUGCAAGGCAUGGCCCGCAACGUGGACUGGAAGAUGCUGAAGAAAAAUCUUUACUAUCUGUACAGCCUGUGCAAGCUGUGCGCGCUGACGCUCGAGGAUGCGCAGGUGGCCGGCACGGUUGUGCAGGAGCUGGGCCAGUACACACGCAACCCGACCAACGCACUCAAGCACGUGCUGUACACCAUCGACAAGUGUUUGGAUCUGGAGAAGGGGGACGAGGAGAACAAGGUCACGAUGCGGGCCGGGCUCGAUCCGGCCGUCGACCGGCUGCGCGAACAGUACGACGGUAUGCGCAAGGUCGUGCUGGAAUCAUCCCGGCUCGGGUUGGAAACGCUGCAGCUCGAUAUGGCCAACAUCUGCGUAACGUAUCUGCCAUCGUUCGGGUUCGUGAUCAGCACGCAGGUCGACGAGCAGCUGCAACGGUCCGGGAUCUUUCAGCACGAAUCGUUCGAUUUGGUGUUUCAGGCGGACAAUACCGCCUACUUCCAGAUAAGCCUGUGCAAGGAGCUGAACGACGAGUUCGGCCAAAUGGUAGCGUCUAUGAUCGAGCACGAGCUGGCGGUGCAGACGCGCCUAACCACCUUCGUCGGUACCAAGUUCCCGGAGGUGAUGGGCGUGUUCAAGCUGGCGGGCAAACUGGAUGCACUGCUAUCGUUUGCCACCGUCGCCAAGAUGCAUCGCUACGUGCGGCCUCUUGUUUGCGACGGUGCGAAGGUGCUGCAGAUACAGGGCGGCCGACAUGUGGUGCUGGAGCAUCGCCGAACGUACCGGGCGAAUGACACGUGCGUCGGCGAGACGAAUCACCACCUGGUGAACGUGAUUGCCGCCGACACCUCGGUGGGCAAGACGACCUACCUGAAGGAGGUGGCCAUCAUCUGCUAUCUGGCCCACGUGGGCUCGUAUGUGCCGGCGGCGUACGCCAAAAUCCCGCUGCUCGUUUCCAUCUACACGCGGCUCGACCACCCGGAAUCGAUCUUCAGCGGCCGAUCGUCCUUCAUGUCGGAGCUGUACCAGAUGGCGAGUUUGCUGCAGAACGCCACCGCCAGCUCGCUGGUGCUGAUCGAUGAGUUUGGCAAGGGGACCAACUAUCUCGAGGGGAAAUCGCUACUGAUCGCAUCGAUCGAACACUUGCUCAAGCGGGGCGACAGCGCACCGAUAACGUUCGUUACUACCAAGUUUACCGGCAUCGAGCGGUUUCUGCCCACCGUGCACCGGAACCUUCUGGUGCGGGUACACCGUACGCCGACCGACCGGCAAUCGCGUAGCAGCACCAGAACCAGUGACACGCUGGACGUGACCUCCGACGACCCGGCCGAUCCAACCGAACGGCUGAAGGCCACGUACCAGCUGGCGUUCCGUGCGGUCGCGUUUGCAGUGAUGAAAUACCACCAGGCGGCGGGUGGCCAGGCACCGGCCACGGAAAGCGUUCGAGCGCUGAUGGAAUCCACGCCAAUCACGCGCGUACCGGAACAGUGUCUAGAAAUUUCGCAUCCACCACCGUCACGUGCGGUGCAGUAGCAGCACAACAAGCACGCCAACGAUGACGUUACCGGUGAUGGAACAUAAUGGAAAAUCCUAUCGAAAAACGUAACAUUUAAAUGUUUAAACACCUUCUCCCCGUACCGAAGAGCCACCAGUGAUGAUGCACGCUUCCCCGGGAAGGUGUAGAUUUCUUUUCUUUUUUUUUUUUGACCCAACACCAAUUCCGUGAAAGGUUUGAAGCUGACCUUUUACCCGGGCAAUCGGACUGUCAGGUGUGGGGAAACUAAUUCAACAAUCGAUGCAAAAGGUUGUACGCAAUUGGUCGCAAGUAACGCCGCAAGUGUCCGAAUCGGGCGCUGGAUUUGGUGCCAGCGUGUGUCGCGUGGCCACGAUGAUAUGCCUUCCCACACACACACACACACACACACACACACACACACACAUAAUCAAUACGCGCGCUGUCGACCGAAAUGGCGCACUGAUUCUGUUUGUUUAUAAUUAAUGAUUUAUUGAUUUUCCACGUUUUCCGGUUGUUGUGCGGGGGAGAAGGUACGACUGUUGCGUGUUGCGGUGCUGGGUGGAAAUAAUAAUUUUCAGUAUGAAGUGCAGCGCAUGCAAUGACGGUCAGGGGAGCGGUGUAGCAUUUUUAUGCAAGUGCUUCAUAUAGUGCAAGGGUGGGUGGAAACCAUAGGCCAGAAAUUGUACUUUGAUUGAUACCACUCUUAAUCCACUUCCUUCCCACCGCUUCCACCCCCGCCCCGUCAAGUGCUUUUGUAUCUGGCAAGGUCACAUUCCCAUGACGGUGCGGUGAGGUCCGAUUUGUAUGUUCGAUGUGAAUGUGUUGAAAUAUGAAUUUUGUCAUACAUUAGCAAUGGUGUUCCGGUACGAUGUGUUUUUUGCUUCUCCCGCUGGAGCAUACUAACAAAAACUCUACGCUUAGUUAGAUAAAGUUAGUCAUAGUAUGUCAAAUAUGUAUUGUGCAGCAGGAAUUAUAUGCAUUUCCAAAUGUAGGACAGGUUAAAAGGUAGUGAAUAUUAUGAACAUUAUUUUAGAAGAAACAUUAGCAUUACACGUACAGAGUGUACGUCCCUUUUCUCCCUGCUGUCCAAGCGAUCAUUUAUUGAUAAACGGUGUGGGAAAUGUGAAUGACAACCCAUAAACAAAACCACUGCGACUGGCCAUCAUUACACCUUCAAUGUCGUCCCUAUUCCGGCGGAAGCUAAUUUUGUCAUGGACAAUAUAAAAAAACAACGUAAUAAUCGGAAUUUGGGCCCCCGGGCCAAGGUCCAACCGAGCUCAAUCCCAUCAAUCAUGCUUCUGACGUUCUCUUUUUAGACGCGCGAUCAUAACAUCCAGAACAAGAUCGUUGUGUUUUGACCCCAGGCGUCGGCGGCAGGUAUGUAGAGUAGCUACAGCAAUGCUACGCACUUUGGCUGAUUUCUAAGUCUCUCUCUCUCUCUCUCUCUCUUUCUCUCUCUCUCUCUCUCUCUCUCUCUCUCUCUCUCUCUCUCUCUCUCUCUCUUUCUCGACUUCCUCAUGGCAGGUUAACGAAGAAUGGUGCUGCGCAACGGUGACGGUGGUGGUGAUGCUGACGAAUCAAACAGCACGGGUAGAUCCACUGCACAGCUUCCGACAGCUUCCAAACACUCUGGCGGAAGAUUCGGAACACCGUACCGAAUGAAAAACAAAAGAAAAACCCAUAAUAAUGAUGAUGCGCGAUCGUGAUCGUGUGUGAAAGAUUAUCUGGCGGUGGUGUGUGCAAUUAAAAAAGCGUUAGCGACACAUUUUGUGCGCUCACCUUGACGGGGAACAGAUCCAUCACACGCACAUCAUUUCAAUUUUCGAGGCUUUUGGGGGAUCACUCAUCGUCCAUCGCCCACACCAAGGUGUUUACUUCCCAGCACCUCGUGCUUUGGAGUUGGGUAUGUGAAAUAUGUUAUGAUUUCCCAAACAAAUUACCACCCAUCAACAAAACCAUGCUCCAACGACUCUAACAAACCUAAGUACGAGCUAAUGGGAAAUGUCCACUAACGCGCACCUGGUUACUUAAGCCUUAAGCUCGAACGAGUGGACACCGAAUGUCGCUCACUUUCCCCCCUAACGCGCUAAUCGAAUGGAGCGGGCUGUGCAAAAUGGUGGUAAUGCGUCAUUUGCGCCUAACGAGUGAUGGCGGUAGAAGGCAGGUUGCGUUGCUCGAUCGCCGGAAGCAGGGAGGGUAGUGGGUGCGUAAGGCCAACGCUAUGGAAAGGGUGCUAAAAGUGGCGUACAGAUAUGACUCUUUCGCUGCCAAAGUAAAGAGUUGCCAGUGCACCUUACCCCACCACCCCAUCGUACAAAACGUUCCAGAGCAUUCGAGCAAAACCCACCCCUCAGUCACUGAGCCAGUGUUGGUGUGUGAGUCAUCGGUGUUUGGCGGAACUGUAAGCAAACGCGCCAAGAUCAUCUGUUUGUUGUGGGCAACAAAAAAACAGCAGAAAACAAAAACAAAAACAUCUCCCCAAACAAUAAUGCGAAGGGAGAGAGGUUUUGUCUGCCAACCCAACAUAUGCUCUCUAUGCUCGAGAUAUGAUACCUCUCUCUCUCCACCAACAUACAUAUGCAACCUUCUGUUUUUGCGCUCUCUCGUGUUGUUGUGGAACACGAUCUUCGCUUGGACGGGGGGUCGGUUUUUCCCAACCUUCGCCUCACGAUGAUCGCAGCAUUCCUAAGGGUAUCGUGUUCCGGUUUUUUGUUCCCGUGUAGCUGGUAGUGUAUCGGUGCGGUAGUAUUAGUCACACACCCCUAAAGCAUAGAGCACGGGCGCGCGCGCGCCCCUGUACCGGUGUGCGUGUCGCUAGUGUGUGCGCCGGCCGUCGCGCGACGCUGAGAGGCGGCCGGCCAUCGGAAUCGGUUCGUGGUCGCGUAUGGUUUGGCCGCCCGUCCAGUUCGCCGCUAGACACCGUGGGCGCGACACCGUUCCUUUUCCGGCGGUCGCUUGUGUUGGAGCAGCAGUGAGUGUGUAGUACCAUAUGACACGGUACACUGUACCAUACCCGCUGUUGGUACGCGCGCGCACAACCACCCUCCCGCUUUCUCCCUGCCGUGGCGUUUUCCCGCUUUCCCGGUGUUUUGGUUUCGGUGUUCCGUUUCGCGCCCCUGUGUGUGUGUGUGUUUGUGCUGGUUCUCCAGUGGUAAGCGGUAGUUGUAUGUACGCUAGCGGCCGCCCGAUGGUCGGUGAUUUUUGGUCGGUUCGUUCAUUCAUGCCGUAGGUCCACACUGUUGUGAGUGUGUGCCGUCGUCCUUCGCCGUUGUCGUCGUCGUUCGCGUUCCGCUCUGGGCUGUGGCAGCAAAUGCACGGUUAGUGUUCUGUUUAUUGUUUCUUAUUUGCUUCGUAAAAUCACAACCGGAUGGCCGACCAGCGUGCGUGGCCCUCGCUCCCGCCAGUGGUCCUAAACCGGUAACACGUUCCAAGCGCGCCUUUUUGUUUACGAUGACGCUGUGCUAAGGUGCAUUCCAGUGCGCUCGUGCAAGCAAAACAACAGCAAAAAAUCGUUCUCCGUGAUGUGAUUUUGUGGCCCACUGAGAAAGGUCGGCGAAAAGAGGGUGAAGAAAAAAAUCACUGUGUGUUGCAAUUAUUGCACUGUCAUUGGGAAGGAGCGGGGAAGGUGGUUGUUUGGGUGACCGUGCCAGUGAAUCCGUGUUUUAUUCCGUGUGUGUGUGUGUGUGUGUGUGGGCUUCUUGUGCACCCGCACCUGUCUCCCGUUCUGCCACACGUAUUUUAGUGGUGUUUGUGGUCGUGUUCGGGUUGCAACGGUUGUUCGUGGCGGAUUGGCCGGGGCCGCGUUCACCCCCCGUCCCCAUCCAACCACAGUGACAGCGGAUCCAUUAGCAUGUGUGGCUGUGUGUGUGUGUGUGCUUGUGUGUCAAGUGAUUUGGAGUGAAAUGCUUUCCCCGUAAAGUCGUUUGUCAUCAGCGCCGUUUGUGCAGGGAAAACGGAAAAUCAUAUCCACCAUUUUACCAUACCAACCGCGGAUUGAACGGUCGGUCGUGGCCGGGGGCGUGUGUGUGUGUGUGUCACUCUGGUGGGUGGAAAAUAAAUCGAAGCAAUAUCACCGUCCCUUCAUGGCGUUCUGUGCGGUCGACCGUGCGUUAACGGUGCCGACGAGCGGGAAUGAACCGGACGGAACCGGAACAAAAGGCCUCACCAACGCCGCAUUCCGCACGUGACGCUUCUGAUGGACGGGUGGUGUCCCGUGCCGCGCUCCGUGCCACCGUUCGAGCAUUGGCUUUGGGUGCCACCGAUAAAAUCGCGACCCCGGCACCAGGAUCGCGGCUGUCGUGCGCAUCCAGUCGUGUGUGGCGGCGUAUAGGGCGCGCGCAGAACGCGUGGUGUUCAGUGCUAAGUGAACAAGUAUGGCGAUCGCCAGCAGCAACUCCGUCACGUACAGAAACUGCAGGCGCGCAAAGCAAGAAAGCAAGAGCUACUAGUGCCACACCGCGUGAGUAAUGUGCUGCAAGAAAUCGUCCAUUUUCUAGUGUAUGUGUGUGUCUAUAAGUUACCAUAAAAGUGCUACUUAAGAUCAUCGACCAUCGAGUUCCUAGGCUGAGUGGAUUUUAGUCGCGCGUGUAUCGGGGUGGUACAGUUCAAACCCGCUCUUUAGCCGGCUAAAAUGAAGAGGAAAAAAGGCGCUACUGCAUCCCUUGCCAAAAAGUGUAUUGCCGCCUGUUUGUGGGGCAAACCGUGUGUGUGACCCUGAGUGAGUGACUGAGUGAUUUGCCCCCGUCCGUAUGUGUGUGUGUGUGCCUUUGGUGUUGCCAAGAUGCUGCCAGUUCGAACAUAAGUAACGGCCAAAUAUCGUUUAACGUGAAAAGAAGUGCAUGCGCCAUUAUCGUACCACCACCAAGUGCAAUUCAUCAACCUUUUUGGGGCCAAAGAAAGUUACGCAGCGCCGAAGCAACGCCGUCCAACAAUAAGUGUAGUGUCAGUGUGCACAGUUGUUGUUGUUUUUUUUAUACUAUAAUAUAAUAAGUAAGCUCAACGCGCG
Molecule: messenger RNA, 7843 nt
Organism: Anopheles coluzzii
Lineage: Eukaryota; Metazoa; Arthropoda; Insecta; Diptera; Culicidae
Product: mutS protein homolog 5-like
Exons: 3
Coding region: 453-2855 (800 amino acids)
Biological process (GO): chiasma assembly; mismatch repair
Cellular component (GO): nucleus
Molecular function (GO): ATP-dependent DNA damage sensor activity; mismatched DNA binding; ATP binding
Source: RefSeq, a predicted model, not a curated record